Molecule: messenger RNA, 4756 nt
Organism: Aspergillus pseudonomiae
Lineage: Eukaryota; Fungi; Ascomycota; Eurotiomycetes; Eurotiales; Aspergillaceae
Product: ssDNA endodeoxyribonuclease RAD2
Exons: 1
Coding region: 729-4142 (1137 amino acids)
Biological process (GO): nucleotide-excision repair
Cellular component (GO): nucleus
Molecular function (GO): single-stranded DNA binding; DNA endonuclease activity
Source: RefSeq, a predicted model, not a curated record
AUUCUCAACGAUUCACCUCCCCAGGCUAGAAAUUGCACGUAUGAAUUACCUGUUUUCUCGUCUUUCUGAUCCAGAACUAUGAACCCAUGAACGUUGUUUCGUUUGAAGGUCUUUAAUUCGGCCAAUAUUUUGCCACUCCCAUCAUCAAUUAGGCGAGAGUACGGCCCUUGUCCUUGCAAAAUAAGUCUUGCAUCUCCCAAAUUAAGUGCUUUCAGUGCAGUUACAGGGAGGCAGACAUCUAUGUGCUAAGGGUGGGAUUAGCGGUUGCAUUGUGCGGUAUUGAAUAUCGAUCACCAACCUCGAGCGGUGGAUGCAUUGAGGCAAGGAACAAGACAUUAGUUUGCAAGGCCGUGAGUUUUUGAAUGAAAUGUUUCCUGAUGCUCAAAAUUGUACAGCAGCAUUUAAAUUUCCCCACAUGCCUCGAUUAUCAUUUCCAAAAUUCCCAGAAUUUCUAUCGAUAGCGAGACGGAUUAUGUAAUGCACUCGCCUUAGGCAACUUUCUAGAAGAGGCAUAAUAGGGCACGUGAUAUCGCGGUUCUCGUGUCGACGCAGUGGCGACACGAGCCAAGGGAGUUUACUUAUCAUUGUCUCACCGGUUAGGCUCUUGACUUUCCUUAGCCCUUGAGACCGCGUAUACUGUCUACGGUCUGGUCUAUGAGUGUGGCACAAGGCCAUGUCGUCGAGGUACUACUAUGACGCAACCUUAGAUCCGCCAUUCCUAAGUCAGCAUGGGUGUCCAUGGGCUUUGGACCGUUUUGCAACCUUGUGCGCGGCCCAUAAAAUUAGAGGCACUCAAUAAGAAACGCUUAGCGGUUGAUGCUUCGAUCUGGAUAUAUCAGUUCUUGAAAGCUGUACGUGAUAAAGAAGGGAAUGCUCUUCGUAACUCUCAUGUCGUUGGCUUCUUCCGUCGCAUCUGCAAGCUGCUUUACUUCGGAAUAAAGCCAGUUUUCGUGUUUGACGGUGGUGCCCCGAUUCUUAAAAGACAAACAAUAGCUGGCAGGAAGAAGAGACGGGAGGGUCGCAGAGAGGAUGCCGUACGAACCGCCGGGAAGCUGCUUGCCGUACAGUUGCAAAGGUCUGCGGAGGAAGAGGCAGCCAGACGCAGAGAUGGUGCGCCCAGAGAGCAAGAGGAAGUCCCAGAUAAUCCGGUAUAUGUCGAAGAUGCUGGUAUGACCGAGAAAGAGAAGCACCAAGCUCGGUCAUUCAGGAAAAAGGAUGCUUACCAUCUCCCGGAUUUGCAUGUCUCACUGGAAGAGAUGGGAGCUCCGAACGAUCCACGGAUUAUGUCUCGUGAAGAACUUGAGGAAUAUGCGAAACAGUUCUACAGAGGUGAAGACAUCAACCUAUACGAUUUCUCCAAGAUCGAUUUCGACAGCCCAUUUUUCAUGAGCCUUCCUGCCACGGAUCGAUAUAAUAUCCUAAAUGCCGCGCGACUACGAAGUCGACUGCGCAUGGGUUAUUCUAAGGAACAGCUGGAAAGCAUGUUUCCAGAUCGCAUGGCCUUCUCAAAAUUUCAAAUUGAGAGGGUAAAAGAAAGGAAUGACCUUACUCAACGUCUGAUGAAUAUAAACGGCAUGAAUGGUGAAGAUGCUUUUUAUAAUUCGGGCCAGCGGAUUGCUGGAGAGCGCGGUAAGGAGUACGUGUUGGUCAAGGAUAACGCCGUGGAAGGUGGUUGGGUCCUGGGUGUCGUAGGAAAUAAGGAUGAAGGGCGGGAGCACAAACCUAUCGAUGUCGACCAGUAUGGCAAGCAAGAAAUUCUUCCGGAGAAGGAUGAAGAUUCGGAAGAUGAUGGGGGCUUUGAGGAUGUGCCCAUAGAAGGCCUCAACCGUCUUCCCAAACUUGAGUUCCUUCGGGAAGGCAUCUUCGAUGCUUCGAUCAGACAGCAGGUGCAGGAGAAUACCGGGCGAAGGGCCACUCCAGGUCUGCCACAGAGCCAUGAAGAUGACUCUCUUUUCGUGCAGGAGGAUGGACACGAAAGACUACAUCACCGCGAACGUCGUGCUAUUGACGAUAUAUUUGAGAUGGAUGGAGAGAAUCAAGAUGAAGAUCUUCAAAAAGCGAUAGAAAUGUCGUUGAGACCCACGUCUCUUCUAGAUCAACAUGAUAGCGACAUGCCAGACAUCUCGAUCAACCGUAGCAGUGCUCCUCUAGCUCCGCUCAAAGAAACGAUACCAAGUUUCAGUCCCGACAGCGAUGACGAUGGCUUAGACUUUGCAACUGCCCUAGCGCAGUCGAAAAGGGCGAAGAAAGACCCAAUCUCGAAUAAUCCUUUUGAUGGGCCUCUUCCUUUUGAGUCUAUCAAGCUUGACAAGCCCUUCAAAACGAAAAAGCCCCAAUAUGAAGAGCUUGAUCAGCAUGCUGGUGGCUUCGAAAAAGAACCAGCAAAGAAGACAAAAGCUGAACAACCGUUACCACCUUGGUUUUCUGGAGGGAGCUCGACUGCCGAGUUUAUUGCCGAUACUGAUGCAGGUGCUAGCCCAUUGGAAACUCAUCGGGAUAGUACCAUAACCCCAGAUCAUGUUUUUCUGAAAAAUCAUCAAACCCCAAAAGUCAUUGACGUUGAUAUGCUUCGUAGCACAAAUGAGGUGGUUGACUUGGAAGCGAACUCUGAGGAGUGCAAACAGCCUCGGGCUACACAAACGCUGGACAAGACAGAGGCUCCGACAAAGGAUACUACGGCUGCAUUCCGUGAGAUUCCUCCGGCAGCUACUGAAGCAACCGACAUCUCCGGACGAGUUUCUAUUGCAGAGGCUGCCCAUGGACCAUUUACUUCCCAUGAUAUAGAGUCUAGUAGGGAUGAGCAGGCAGACCUGUUGCGUACUCAACCGUCGCCAUCUCCCGAGUUUGAAGAUGUUGAACUACACCCAAAAGAGGCGAUAACCGAUACUGUUGUUCCUGAGAUGGAAUCACAAAGCCAUCGAUUUGAUGAGCUUGAAGGUAUCAUCGGGGAAGAUGAUGGGUUUUCAGAUCCAGAAGAUGAGGAAUUAAUGCGACAGCUUGCAGCCGAAGGUGAAGAGCACGUCCGAUUCGCGGCUACAUUGAACUCUACGUCGCACACCGAGAAUACAUUUGAUUACGAGCAGGAGCUCAAACAACUGCGGUCCCAACAAAGAAAGGAUCGCAGGGACGCCGAUGAAGUGUCUCAAAUCAUGAUCUCUGAGUGUCAGCAACUCCUAACGCUGUUCGGCCUGCCAUACAUUACCGCGCCAAUGGAGGCUGAGGCUCAAUGUGCAGAGCUGGUAGCAUUGGGCCUCGUCGACGGCAUUAUCACUGAUGAUAGCGAUAUCUUCUUGUUUGGAGGUACACGCGUCUAUAAGAACAUGUUCAACCAGGGCAAAUUUGUCGAAUGCUAUCUUACUUCUGAUCUGGAGAAAGAAUACGCCCUCCAUCGAAGGAAACUUAUCAGCUUUGCCCAUUUACUUGGCAGUGAUUAUACCGAAGGUAUACCCGGCAUUGGACCUGUUACAGCGCUGGAAAUUCUCACUGAGUUUUCUAGCCUGGAGGAGUUCCGCGAUUGGUGGACCCAAGUUCAAAUGGGAAUGAACUUAUCCGACGGGGAGCAUGCAGCUUUUUACAAGAAGUUUAGGAAGCAGGCUUCGAAAAUCUUCCUGUCACCUUCUUUCCCGAAUGGCCAGGUUGAUGUGGCAUAUCUCGAACCCGAAGUCGACUCGGAUCCAUCUGCCUUCCAAUGGGGAGUUCCCGAUUUACAUGGUCUGCGUAAUUUUCUGAUGGCGACGAUCGGAUGGAGUCAGGAACGGACCGAUGAGGUCCUGGUGCCAGUUAUCCGUGACAUGAACCGCAGAGAACAAGAAGGCACGCAGUCUAACAUCACGGCUUUUUUCCAGGGGCCGCAAGGGGCCGGUGCUUUUGCACCGCGUGUCCGCAGCGGAGGCCAGAGCCGAAUGGAAAAAGCAUUCAACCGACUUCGACAAGAAGCCGGGAGCGAGACAGUCCGAUCUAAGCAAAGUACCGGAGCUGAGACCAACUCGGUGGAGCAUUCGGAAAGCACUGGCUCCUCCCAACCUCCACAAGGGGAGAAAAGUACGGGCACUAAACGGAGUGCACAAACUAAGGAUAGUGUGAGUGGUGACGAUGUCACCGGGAAGAAACGAAGGACCCGACGAACUAUUACAAAGAAGUGACUAAGGCUAUCUCGCUCUUAGUUUUCUUUUUUCUUUUCUCUCUUCCUUCCCAGAUUGUUAUGUAAUAGAAGCUCGAAUAGACUAUACGUAGUUAGAUGGCGCACAACCCCACAGUUAGUCAUAGCCACAUAAUAUUGCUUUGGAGCCAAUAGCUCGGGAUGCGAUCUGACGACGAUCCCUAAUGUGGAGAUAGUCGAUCAUUUGACCUGGAUCUGGAAUUAAAAUUAACCUUAUAUACUAGUCGCAUAUCACAUAUCAUGCGUGGUGGUACAAAUCGUUGCAAGGCGUGUCAUGUCGGGUGAAACGCUAUGAUAUGGUUGAAUUGGAACAACGAUCGAUCUCCUUGUUUAUGAACCAAAAAAAAAAGAUCUUUGAAGGAGGGUCAUGGACAAGGUAACCUCAAGUGUGUGAUGACAUCCUUUUGAGAUUUUCGUCUCGUCAACGUUGGAAACAGCAGAAAAAGUUUGUCGGAGACGGGAAUCGAUGACAUCAGUGACAUGGAAGGAAUGUUUGGGUCGCAAUGACGUCGCAGAUCACGGCUUAGCUCUUGAUGAUCAUUAAAACAGCUCGAGCAGCUUUGCUCCCAAGCUUAUAUUCUUCUUUUUCCCCCGCAG